Molecule: messenger RNA, 1194 nt
Organism: Colletotrichum spaethianum
Lineage: Eukaryota; Fungi; Ascomycota; Sordariomycetes; Glomerellales; Glomerellaceae
Exons: 1
Coding region: 1-1194 (397 amino acids)
Source: RefSeq, a predicted model, not a curated record
AUGCCCGACAACGACGACUCUUCGGACAACUUCUUCGUCCGCUUCAAGCAAAAGGUUGACGACCACAUCGCCUCGGCUUUCCAGAGAGUUCUGGGCGUUCCCACCGCCGUGUCCCGUCUCAACAGCAGCUGGCCCGAACCUCCGCGACCGUCCCGGGCCGACGAGCAUGAGCGCAGAAUAACAACGUCAGAGGACGGUGUCGCCGCCGCUGCCAAUGCCGUCCAGCCUCGCGGGCCGUCCUCGCAGUACCCCCACCCGACUGUGUUUGACCUCUUCUCGUCAAUGUCGCCAAUGCAAGCCCUCUUCGAAACCGACAAGCUCACAGAGUCCCUGUACCAGGUCAUGUGGAUCUCGUUUCUCAUCGACUCGCCCUACUCACCGCUGCGGCUUCACGACCUGCCGCAGCCCACUCCCAAGGACCUACCCGAGGGCACCGACGCGACCCUCUUCGGCUUCGAGGACGCGUUUGAGGACCUGCUCAUGGUGAGCAGCGGCCAGGGCUUGCCGGACAUCAACGAACGCGUCCGCUUCAGAAAGGAGUGCCGCGAGUCCUUCCCCCACGGGCUGCCACCGAUCCUCUGGCUUCACCAGCUCACCCGCCAGGGUCUGUGGGAUGGCUGGGACCCGAGGCCGGAGGUGCUGGACGGGCCCGUGAGUGAGCGGUGGCAGCGGUGGUUGCAAGAGCAGGAUGAUCCCUUCCGCGAAGGGCGAUCGCUGCCCGCCCCGAGCCAGUCGUCGCCCAAGGAGGUCCAGAAGACGCCGGCGGUUGAGGACGCGGCGCGGGAGGCACGAGGGCGUCCUGAGCAGGACCACCACGGGGAGACCGAGGAGGACUCGUACUUCUCGGUCAUGGGCAAGGCCCGUCUCAACACAUCCCGCGAGACGUCCACGUCCACAUCCGAAUCGCCCAAGUCGCACUCCACCACGCGAGACCUCUCACCUCAUGGCCUCCCCGCGGGUUGGAGAGUCGUGGAAAAGGUCCAGGAGCGCGAGGACGCAAAGGGCAACGUCCAUGUCACCAAGACCGUCACGACAUUCAAUGACAGAGGCGAGGAGGUUGGCAGGCAGACGGAGAGCCGUUCCGAGUACGCCUGGUCGGCGAGUUUCUCGGCAGGCAACAACAAGAACAGGGAUCAGCAGCAGCGAGAUAGCGACGAAGGCGACAACGAUAAGAGCAGUUGGUUCUGGAAAUGA